Cladocopium goreaui is the source of this 867-nucleotide messenger RNA. The record is from the annotation of a GenBank genome assembly. NCBI's taxonomy places the organism in Eukaryota, Dinophyceae, Suessiales, Symbiodiniaceae.
AUGAGCAUCACCCCUUUCCUUUCUGAAAUUGCAAGCCACAUUGCGUGGAGGAUGUCAGGCCUGUUCUGCUCUGAGGUCUUCUUUGGCCAAAGCUGGGCAUUCCGUGGGAAGCGCCGCGAGACCGCCCAGUCCAUUCGACCGGAGGAGGUCUUGGACAGCUUUGAUGCGAUUGUGAACCUUGGCAGCUCCCCAUGGGUUGGUCAAAGCUUCCAACGUUUGUCAAAAAUGGCGGAGAUGAUGCCCAUCAUCUCAAACCCCAGUGCUGCCAAAGCAAUUGAGCAAUUGGGAUUUAGCCCCUCUGUGCUGCAGCCGGGAGAGCUUCUUGGCAAAGUCGGCACAGUCUUUCAGUUAAGGUCGCUAAUGCUAGGGAAGCUUCGCAUCUCCGCCUUGCCUGGAAGUGUCGUUGGCCCUCCGUGGCAAGAUCCAGAGAAUGGAUACGUUUUCACAGACACUCGACCCGGUGGCUUGUCAAUAGGUACCGAGCCUCAUGGAAACUUGCUUGGACCUGCGCUUGGAACGUCGUUCAAGCGGCUGCCCAGUUCUUCGACUGUGCCACCACUGGAUGCGGUCAUUUUACCCUUGACUUCGCAGCAGAUCUCGGGGUACAGGUUGGUGAAUGGAGUGCAGGAAGCAGCCGACACAUUAGAAGCCCUUGAUCCCGUGCCCCGGUUUUUGCUUCCACUCCGGAAUGCAGAGCUGGAUGCCUCAGGCUUCUUGGCUGAGCAGCUCCAGGAAGACGGCUCUGUAGAGAGUUUCGCCACGUUGCAGCGCAGCAGACCAAAACUGCGCCAUGUGCAACUGCUGGACUUGCAGCCUGGGCAGCUGGUGCAAUUAGAGCUGAGCCCCGCCCAGCAUAGCCCAGCCUGA